This is a messenger RNA of Schistocerca cancellata (South American locust), 2091 nucleotides long. RefSeq names its product CCN family member 4 (gene Ccn). Gene Ontology annotation, molecular function: integrin binding; heparin binding. Gene Ontology annotation, cellular component: extracellular matrix; extracellular region. The coding region runs from base 107 to 1366 and encodes 419 amino acids. Lineage: Eukaryota; Metazoa; Arthropoda; Insecta; Orthoptera; Acrididae. The record is from RefSeq and is a predicted model, not a curated record. Gene Ontology annotation, biological process: signal transduction; cell adhesion. The transcript has 8 exons.
CGGGAGCCCACACUGGCCGCGACGCCGGCGCCGACGCCGCCUCCGCCGCCGCAUGCGACGCCGCCCCCGAUCGCCGCUCGGCUGACGCUGCUCGCUACCCGCCAGGAUGAACGUGGCGGUGCUGCUGGUGCUGUCGCUGACGCCCGAGCUGGAGGGCGCGCUAGGGCAGCGGGCACCCUGCUACGAGUGUGAGGUGUACAAGGACCAGCACCCCCAGUCCAGGCCCUACCAGGAGAUCCGGUCGCACUGCUCGUACCCGUGCGAGUGCGGCCCGCGGCCGCCGUCGUGCCCGGCCGGCGUGUCGCUGGUGCGCGACGGCUGCGGCUGCUGCGCCGUGUGUGCGCGCCAGCAGGGCGACGCCUGCGACGGCACCGCCCUCUGCGACGAGCGCCGCGGCCUCGUCUGCCAGUACCCGCACCGCACCGCCUCCACCGGCGUCUGCCAGGCAAUCAAAGGACUGCCGUGUACGGUGUACAACCGCACGUACGACAACGGUGAGACGUUCCUCUUGGACUGCCGCACGCAGUGUGCUUGCCAGAACGGGACGUACGCCUGCGCGUCGCUGUGCCCGCAGGAGUCCAUCUCGCCGCAGGGGGCGUGCCACCACCCGCGCCUCGUUGAGGUCCCAGGCCAGUGCUGUCGGGAGUGGCUCUGCGACAGCGACCAAGCGGAGCGCCCGCCGGACUGCCGGCCGCAGCAGUUCUCGCGCUGGUCGGAGUGCUCGGCGCGCUGCGGCGUGGGCGAGUCGCGGCGCGCCUCCACGCUGAGCCCGCAGUGCCGGCCCAGCAACGAGACGCGCCUCUGCCAGCAGCGGCCGUGCGCGCCCGCGCCCGUGCCGCCGCCGCUGCCGCCCAGGACCCACCACCACAUACGGCGGGGCCACGAGUGCAAGGCGACGCUGCGGUCGCGGUCCGCCGUGCGCCUGCGCGUCGGCCCGUGCCGCAGCCGGCGGCGCUUCCGGCCGCGGGCGUGCGCGGGCGGCGGCUGGGGCGGCGCGGGCGGCGGCUGCGCGGGGCGGCGCUGCCGGCCGCUGCUCAGCACCACGCUGCACGUCGACUUCCGCUGCCCGCUGGAGCUGGGCGCAGAGCCGCCGGGCGUGCCCGUCGCCGCCGCCGUCAUGGCGCUCGUCCGGCCCGGCGACGACCUGUGGGCCGACGACGACCACGAAGCGGACGAAGAGGCCAACGAGGCGGAGGAGGGAGGCUUCGGCGCGCCACAGGACACCAUCACCCUGCCGGUGCAAUGGAUCCUCAAGUGCGUCUGCACGCCGCUGUCGGAGUCAGAGCCAGCGGACGCCGAGGGCGCUGGCGGCGGCGGCGGAGGAGAGGUGCUGCUGCACCGCGUACACCGGACCGCCGCGCCGUGACGUGGCAUGACGUCACUGCUCCAGCCCAGUAUAGUGGCUCGAGGAGGCCGCAUAGGCGAAAGCGCGAACUUCGCGAGCUCGGGCUACAGAACAUGAGAUCAUUUCAAGCUUUCGCCCCUUGCGGGUCUUGCUCGUACGACGUUGGACAGAGAGAUACUAUGCCGUAAACAUCAACGAACACUACUUGGACCAAUUGCUGUCAUCAUUAUUGUCAAAUGCUAGGAGGGGAUCAGGAUGUCACUUCACCACUUCACUUCUCUUGCGAUUUGCACGCUACGCUGCACUGAGACAGCCUUGUCUGUGGUAAAUGCUGCACUGGGAUACGGCAUUUUGACAUACAGUUUAAGUGAAGUAGGCAAAAUGUGGGCGAGAUUCCUAAUAUUUUCCUAUUUCCCAACCAGUUUGGGCACAACACAGACACGCAAGUAACGAAUCAGGAUCGUAAACUGUCUUUCACUAUGAUAAAACAAUCGUAUUUCUUUACCAAAGAGCAAAUACAUGUUGUAUUCGGGCAGUGCUACGCUCGUAUUAAAUUUCAUUUUUGGAUUUACAGGGGCAUUAAAAAGAAAUCUCACGUUCGUCUUUCGACUGCGAAACAGUCCGAUGAAUCAGCACAUGUUACGGAAGCCGAGUAAACCAGAAAGAAAUAGUUAACUUUUCCCGCUAGGAGUAAUUUUUCGCCAGACUUUGAUGUACCUGCCGAGCAUUUCUAAUUAUUUGUGAAU